GUAGUAUGAGGUAUAUCUCGAUUUUCUAGCCUAUAUGUAUAUAUAUAUACACUACAGAUAUCCAGACUAAAACAAGCAACAAUUACUUCAAUCUUUCAAAGUUUUGAUCACUUCUUACAAAAACAUAUCUCCUUAAAAGUCUCAUUUUCCUUGCCGAAUACAACCAACAAUGGCCAUCGUACAAAAGCUGAGACGGUCUUUAUCAAAUGAAAGAAGAUCAGCCGAGGUUCCAAAGGGGCACUUAGCUGUUUACGUUGGGGAGAGCAGCAAUAAGAAGCGGUUUGUUGUUCCGGUGUCUUAUUUGAAGAAUCCUAUGUUUCAAGAAUUGCUGUCUCAAGCUGAGGAGGAAUUCGGGUUCCAUCAUCCAAUGGGAGGCCUCACCAUUCCUUGCAGCGCAGAUUUAUUCGUUGAUAUCACAUCCCAUUUGAACAAGGCAUAUAGAUAGAUAGAUAGAUUUUCCUAUUGUUUUCGGAGGCAUUUAUCCUUUCAUUUAAAGAGGAUGUAUUUGCCCGGACAGAAUUUGUAUUUUCUUACAAUUAAUUAUACUCCGAAAACACAUUGCAAGAAAAUUCUUUUGAUCAA
Molecule: messenger RNA, 582 nt
Organism: Andrographis paniculata
Lineage: Eukaryota; Viridiplantae; Streptophyta; Magnoliopsida; Lamiales; Acanthaceae
Product: auxin-induced protein 15A-like
Exons: 1
Coding region: 170-445 (91 amino acids)
Biological process (GO): response to auxin
Source: RefSeq, a predicted model, not a curated record